Messenger RNA from Klebsormidium nitens, 567 nucleotides. NCBI's taxonomy places the organism in Eukaryota, Viridiplantae, Streptophyta, Klebsormidiophyceae, Klebsormidiales, Klebsormidiaceae. The record is from the annotation of a GenBank genome assembly.
AUGGCUACCGGCGCGCUGAUUGUCAAGUUCGUGCUGCUGAUGUCAGCCGUGGUGGGUGGCGUGCGCGCGCAGCCGGGCCUGAACCGGCCUAUUGUGCCCCCUAGGCCCCUGCAGUACGUGCCGUUUACUCUCCAGCUGGUGCUGACGCAGACGCCCCUGACCACCAACCUUGCCAGCCUGACCUUCGGAAGCAGCUUCACAUUCAAUGAUAUCAUCACGAGCACUGCCAACAGUACGCAGCCGCUGGCCGGCCGCUUGGCAGGCUCUGCCUUUUUCACUCAGGGGCUCGACCUGACCGCUAACCCUCCCGCGGCCGUCAUUCAGAUCGUGGCGACUGUCAUCUCCGCUGCGAACCCCGCGGACAGCUUCGCUUUCAUAGGCCCCUCCAACAGCUUGACCAACGUCACGACGGAUGUCGCCGUUGUCGGGGGCACCGGCAUCUUUUCCGGCGCCACGGGUGCUGGCAGAAUCAGAGUCACCCAAUUCAUCCCCACCGAUACCACCCUGCUUCGUCUCAACUUCUCUUUCUUUGCACUGGCGACCCCACUCCCAGUGCCGGCGCCCUAA